Molecule: messenger RNA, 1781 nt
Organism: Cydia strobilella
Lineage: Eukaryota; Metazoa; Arthropoda; Insecta; Lepidoptera; Tortricidae
Product: galactose mutarotase-like
Exons: 6
Coding region: 116-1174 (352 amino acids)
Biological process (GO): beta-D-galactose catabolic process via UDP-galactose, Leloir pathway; glucose metabolic process
Molecular function (GO): aldose 1-epimerase activity; carbohydrate binding
Source: RefSeq, a predicted model, not a curated record
UGCAUAUCGGUUAGGUUAAGGCCAGGGGUCUACCAUGUUGAUAAGAGCACCAUACUAAAUCACAUCCUGAGACCAUUAUUUCGCGGGACCUCCGUAAGAACGCACGACUGUAAACAUGGUCCGUCUCCGUGAGUAUGCCCCUAGGACCCUGGGGAGCGAGAAAGUUCGACAGUUCCAGUGGGACACUGAUUCCGGAAUGUCCGUGUCCGUCAUCUCUUAUGGAGCCGCGGUAUAUUCCAUCCAUAUACCCGACAAAAAAGGCAUAGUCGCCGACGUAUGCCUCGGGUACGACGACAUUGAGAGCUACGCGAAGAUCAACACACCUACCCUGCUUGGAGCGCCAGUUGGGCGAGUUAUCAACCGCAUCAGGGACGCUCGGUUUCAACUGGACGGCCAAACGUACCAUGUCGCGCAGAAUUUCGGGAGACACUUCUUACAUGGAGGCUAUGAGGGUUUCAAUAAGAAAAACUGGAAUGUAGAGAUCGACGGCAACCGAGUCGUGUUCAGCUACUUAUCCAAAGAUGGCGAAGAAGGUUUCCCCGGAGACUUAAUCACCACCAUCAUCUACGAGGUCACCGAAGACAUGAUCCUCCACCAGGAAUUCAUUGCCACCACCAGCAAGAAGACUAUUGUAAAUUUGGGCAACCACGCGUAUUUUAACCUAGGAGGGCACGAUGCGGGCGCUGAGGCGCUGUAUGAGCACAUUGCUUUGAUUAAUUCGGACAAGAUAACCGAUGGAGACGAGGACUUCGUGCCAAACGGCGAGUUCAUUGCCGUUGGUGGCACUCCCUUUGAUCUUCGCACACCCAAGCGGUUGGGUGACCUCAUCAGAAACGCUGGGCCCAUCUUCCAUCACAACUUCUGUGUUACAAACUAUAACGAAAAGACGCUAAACUUCGUCGCGCGCAUGAACCACCCGCCUUCAGGCCGCUCCCUCGAAGUGUACAGCAACCAGCCCGGCCUGCAGUUCUACACUGGCUACUACCUCCCUCACCCGCCUGAACUCCCUCUACCUGGUAGAGGAGGCACCGGCUACCGGCGCCAUGCUGGCUUCUGCCUCGAAACACAGAAUUAUCCCGAUGCCAUCAACCAUCCUAACUUCCCUAGCCCUAUUCUGAAACCUGGUGAGGUGUACAAACAUAGGGUUCAGUACAGAUUUGGCGUUGAUAAGUGAGAUUGUGCUUGUAAAAAGGUACCUUGUGAUCUAAUUAUCAAUGAUUAUAUUUGGUUUUAUUAAAGUAAAGCUUAGGCAUUGUUGGAGUCGACGACCAAUGCAAUGAUAUAUAGGGAUAAUUGCGGCAUAAGAUACCUUUUUGUAACUUAGAUAAGAUGACGAUUUUGUUAAUUGGUUUGUAAAUAAAGUCAUAAGAAUAAGAAAUGGUGUUUAUUAUGUAAAAUAUACUAAAAUAACAAAAUUAAGAUUAAUCAUUAUUUAAACUUAAGAUUAUUGUAACACUGGAGAAUAAUGUAUUUUAAAUGCAUUAUACUUGAUUUUAUUAAAUAAUGAUAUAUGAAAAUUACAUACCUAUAAUAUAUGAUAAUAAGAUAGUUAGCCGCAUAUAAUGUUUUUUACUUUGUUAAACUAUUGCGACUCAUCAUCUCUAAGUCUUCUAAAUUACUCAUUGGACUACUACUUAAACGCGAUUUGGUGAAUUAUUUUUCACCUCAGCAGCUCGAACAAGCCUACUUUCGUCACUCCCUGGAGUGAGGAAAGUGCGACUUUCCUCACUCCAGGGAGUGAAACAAAGUAGCUUUUUCAUUUAGUGAACUGAAGGCCAUGA